Molecule: messenger RNA, 2398 nt
Organism: Diaporthe batatas
Lineage: Eukaryota; Fungi; Ascomycota; Sordariomycetes; Diaporthales; Diaporthaceae
Exons: 4
Coding region: 175-2250 (691 amino acids)
Source: RefSeq, a predicted model, not a curated record
UUCUAUACCACCAUAGAGCUCCUGUAGAUAGAAGUCAUGGAUUGAUCAUCCUAAGCAUUCAGUUCUCUAUGCUGCGGCAGUGCCUAUUGUAUUAGACAGAGUUCAUGUUGGAACUCAUGACCAGCAGUAUCUCAAUAACGAAUUUCGCUGUAAAAGCUGCUCGAUUUCAGCAGAAUGGAGCAGAAUAGCCCGCCCAGCGGGCUUCAAAGUCGGUCGCCUGCGGUUCUAUUUAUAGAUGAGCGGCUUCCACAUCAUGAUCCAGCUUUUAUGGAUGCCCCGAGCGCAUUCGACCAGGCUUCUGGCCAGUACUUGCCUGUACUACCUGCUUCCUCGGGUCAAGGUGAUGCAGGGAGAUCGACGGUAACGAAACCAGAAUGGAGAUCUCAACCCUCUCAGGGCGAAGUCACGAUACCCGACCAGGAACGCCAGACUGCCGAUCUGGAAUCCAUGAAGUUCUGGGACAACAUAUUCGAAGAGGCGAUUGCAAUACUGUUGGCUGAAUCUGUAGAGCCAAAAAUCCUGGGCAGCUCGGCCUGUGGUAUUCGUAAUGCCAGCGGGUGGGGCGAGGUUUGCUCUCGCUUGAGCAAGGCUCAGAACGCCUACACAGGUGAAGAUGGAACUGCUUGCACGCUCAAGCGUAUGCGACGCAGAGUUGCCGACAACUUCAGUCAACCUGCGGCACAUAUAACGAAGCUGGUACCUGAUAUAGAGCCAUGGACCACUCCCGUAGCCGGGACAUUUGGCCUCCUUCUGCAGGCCAUGACGGUGGCGGCGAAAACAAGACAAGAGGUUUUGACGAGUCUUUCAGAUCUUUCCAAGACAUUUUCGAACAUCAACAGUUUCGCUGCUACCUUUCCCAGGGAUGACAGUGUUAGAGAGGCAUCGGUGUCCCUAGUUGUGUCUAUCUUCCAGGCAGUGGAGCAGGCAAUGGCAUUCUUUCUCAAGAGUUCAGGUCGAAGAGCCGCAGCGGCCGUGCUUACUGGUAGCGAAUAUCAGACCACGCUGCUCAACAGCUUUAAUGAAGUUCAGAAACGAAGCAAUUACCUGGUCCAGAAGGCGCAGAACUCCCAUUACGAGGGGACGAGAACUGCAAUGCAGGAGAUACUCACUCGUGAGGCCCAGCUGCUUGCAGGGCAAGCCGAAGCUGCCAGACACUCAGCUGACACGAAGAACACGAUCCUGAGCUUGAUGCAGGUGUACGUGAGAGAGAAAGAAUUGGAUCGGAAGCAGCACCAAGAAGAACUAAGGCGCAGAGACGAGAUUCAGAAGCAACAAGAUGCAAUGCACCGGAGGGACCGCCAAGAACUUAUUGCACUUAUGAAUCAGCUUCAAAUAGCUCCGCGUCCUGUCUCGCCUCUUCCGGCUCCCCUGGCACUCUUGCCAUCUCCAUCAUCUUGGGACGGACCACCUAUGCAUGUACCAAGCUUUCCCAUCUGGACAGCCCAAUCACUUCUACAGCUGCUAGGUGUCCCGGAUGUAUCUUCUUCAGACCUUUCGAGGGUCAAGAACCUGGGCACAAUAUUGGCGUUGAAGGACAAAAAGAAGGCAGAUCGGGUGGUCCAGAGUGAACUCUUCAGGCAGUGGAUGGGUUCUGUCAGGCCAGUCAAGCUUCUAGUACACGGCGACUUUCGCGGCAGCAGAACCGCGUCACCUCUGACCUUAUUAACCGCCACUCUGACCGAAGCGGGUCGGGCAGAUCCCACUCGCUUCGUUACCCUCGUGUUCUUCUGCAGCUGCCACAUUGACCCGUCCGAAGAUGCCCUCGUUGGUGGCAAGGCGUUGAUCCAGUCUCUCAUCUGUCAGUUGUUGCACCAACAGCCUCACAUGAACAUAUCGCCUACCCCCUGGGAGUUCCAUCCCGAGCGCGUCGGCCAAGUGGAUUUACAACAAUUAUGUCACCUUUUCAGCCUGCUCGUCCGUCAUCUGCCAAGCGAGACCACUUUGUUCUGUUUAAUCGACUGCAUGGUAUUCUACGAGCGCGAUGAAUUUAUUGCCGAAGCGCACUUUGUCCUGGCAGAGAUUACGCGACUCGUCGGCGACCCCGCCGUUCAAGCCAACACGAAGCUUCUCAUCACCAGUCCGUGGAGGUCAGGCUUAGCACAUCAGUUCUUCCAGGGGGACCGUGAAGUUUUAAACAUGCAUGGUAUGCCAUCUAUUGGGCUUACACCCAGUUCUUCUCGGGUAAUCGAUCGUUACAUGCUGCAUUCGGGCUCCGAACCUAGCUGGGAAGGUUCACCUGAGCCUUGGUAAGGAGUAGCAGUGGAUAUAACUCGGGAGGCAUGUUUCGAAUUGGUGAUUGAUACCUCGGUAAGCGGUGCUUGUGCGCUCUACGAUAGAUGGAUCAUGGUCUCACUGCUGUUUUCUAGGAGACAAUCAAUAUUUAUCCUUCUUGUAUUCA